Molecule: messenger RNA, 1056 nt
Organism: Magnusiomyces paraingens
Lineage: Eukaryota; Fungi; Ascomycota; Dipodascomycetes; Dipodascales; Dipodascaceae
Exons: 2
Coding region: 1-1056 (351 amino acids)
Molecular function (GO): calcium ion binding
Source: RefSeq, a predicted model, not a curated record
AUGGGUGACUUGCCUGCUUUCCCGCUCCACGAUGAUAUGAAACGAUAUCAACAGCAGCAGCAGCAACAGCAGCAACAACAGCAACAACCAUAUUAUCAACCACAACAACAACAACUGGCUCCACAGCCUACAGGUUAUGGAGGAUACCAGCAACAACCUCAACAAGCAAUGGCUCCACAGCCAACGGGGUAUGGAGGAUACCAACAACAACAACCUCAACAAGCAAUGGCUCCGCAACCAACAGGAUAUGGAGGAUACCAACAGCAGCAACCACAGCAGCAGCAGCAGCAGCAGCAACAGCAACAACAACCAUAUGGGUAUGGAUAUGUGAGUCCACAACCCCCUCCACAGCAAUCAUACUAUGGGCCUCCUGUUCAACAACAGCAGAUGCAGCCUCAACAGAUGCAGAUGCAGCCACAACAACAACAGCAACCUGGGUUCCCUGGGAUGGGCUACAAUUCAAUGGGUGGAGGUAAUGCGCAAUAUGGACAGAUUCAGCGGCCAUUGACUGCGGGGCCAACGCGAAGCAAUAGCAUGAGCAAUAGUGAGAAGCUACGGAAGAUUUUCAAUGGUGUGGAUAAGGAUAAGAAUGGGAGACUGACGGAGGAUGAAUUACAAAGCGCAUUGAUCAAUGGCGACUACACCAAAUUUAAUGCAGACACUGUGCGGCUGAUGGUGAAGAUGUUUGAUCGAGACCAUGAUAAUGCGAUUGAUUUUCAAGAAUUUGAUUAUCUUUGGCGGUAUCUUGCAGAAUGGCGGAAGAUUUUUGCACGGUUUGAUACGGACAAGAGUGACACGAUAUCAUUUUCUGAGUAUGAGACGGCGUUACAGGAGUUUGGGUAUACGCUAAGUCCGCGGUUCAUUGAGAAUCUAUUUCGUCAGUAUGCACAUGUUAAUAAGAGCCGGCAGAGUGUGAUGUCGUUUGAUAUGUUUGUGCAAUCGUGUAUUAACCUAAAGCGGAUGACUGAGGUUUUUAGGGUACGGGAUGUGUCACGGACCGGGAUGAUUACCUUGUCAUUUGAGGAGUUUUUGAUUGCUGUAAUGGAGUUGCGGUAA